AUGUCCAGUAAACUAUUAAAUGAAGGCGAAAGAAGGAAUUUAGUACUAAGCAAACCAGCUAUACAAAGUAGUCAAUAUUUGGGUUUUGUUGCGGGAAGAGCUAAUGAUGGCAUUGAUGGAGGAUUUACAUACCAAGGAAGUUGUAGUCACACGGCAGGACAUUCUGCUCCUGCUCCAGAAACACAUCCAUGGUGGGAAGUUGAUCUGUUACAAGAAUAUUAUAUUUCAGCUGUAGCCAUUUCACAUAUAUAUCAAGGCUCACCGCAAUUGUGCCAUGAUUUUUCUAUCAAGAUCUAUAGAGAUGGAGAAACUAUUGAUGAUGCUGUACUUUGUUACUAUCAUGUGGGGCAGCCAACUAAAGGUGCAACUGGGCUGUAUUGGUGUAAAACUGCUAUUAAAGGACGUCAUGUUAAAGUGAUCGACUCUGAGUAUUUAACUACUACAUCCUUUACCAAGUUCGACGACGGAGAUCUAGAAUUUCCAAAUAUGACGUAUAGUGUACAAGGAUAUGGUCAAUGUGCUAUGAAAUGUUAUGUGUUACCAAUGUGUCAUAUCUUCAGUGUUAAAUUGGUGUCUGACUAUUAUCAAUGUAAUAUUUUCACCACAGAAAAUCCAAAACUCAUUGCUAACACAACUGGUAACCCUGCAACCACUGUUUUUAUGAUAUGA
Molecule: messenger RNA, 669 nt
Organism: Lottia gigantea (owl limpet)
Lineage: Eukaryota; Metazoa; Mollusca; Gastropoda; Lottiidae
Exons: 4
Coding region: 1-669 (222 amino acids)
Source: RefSeq, a predicted model, not a curated record